GAAUUUUCUCUCAAAAACAGCCAUCUAACGACUGUUGAGUUAUAGUAUCUGAUUUUAUACAAUCUGUGGCAAUGAUUCAAUACUACUUAUUAGAGUUUUUAGUUUUUUACUACUGACAUCUAACUUUCAAUAUUGAAUACAGUUAAUAAUUAAUAUUGAAGUCUGAAAUAGUAGUAUUAAAAAUAUGCACAUUUUUAAGGUUUAUGCUAUAUUAAUAUCGUUUACAGUAUGCCGUGCAAAUUAUUUGACCAAAGAUAUUUAUUUACACGACUAUGGAAAUUAUCCGGUAAAUUGGUUUGAUGAAGUUUUAAUACUUUAUGUAACCUUAAUAAAUGACGGGGAUUGUCCGGUUAUGGUAUCCGUCAAGAUGAUACAAUGCUGUGAACAACUUUUUACGAGUAACGACAUGCAUUGCAAUCAUUUACAUUUUUAUGGAUCGCAAAAACAGUUGGAAAGAGCCAGAAAUGCUAACUUUACACUUAUAUAUCCUAAUAUUUACCCGUAUAAUCGCAAAGGUAAAUGUAAAGUAGCCAUGACCAUAACCAAAAAUCAAAGUAUAAUAUCGAAAUACAAGCUAAUUAUACCAUUCGACACGACUAAAACAUUAGAAGAUAUUACGGCGUUACGAUCAAGUGAGUGUAUGUUAAAAUUGUGCGAAUCCCAAGAUGAAGAUCCAUUAGAUUUAUGCGCGCCAGUAGAUUGUCACAUGAAAUAUCAAGGUUUCAGGAGUUUGUUCGACACUAUUAAACGGCAAUGCGUAUCUAUUCCAAUAUGCGAUGGAAAACCAAACAAUGGAAAUUCAUCAAACAUAGUAUAUGAUCCUUAUAGCAAUAAAUGCACAGCUUUAACCGAUCAGAUAUCAAAAUCUGACAUUGAUUGUAUACUUAAUGAAACAGAAGACAAAAAAAUAAAAAAAAUAAAAACGAAUAAUCGGUAUCAAUCAAAUAUUCGAUGUCACCAUGGAAAGAUGGACGAGAUUAAAAGAUCAUGUAUCUGUGACGAUGGUUGGACCAGUAUACAGAAUUGGAAUUUUCCUAUUAUUUCCACAGUGCCUAUUCAUAUGUGCACUGUUCGAAAUAUUAAGAGUAAAACUUUUAUUGGAAAAAUUCUAUUUAAGAUAAAAAAUCUUAAACCUAAAAAUAUCUAUCGGGCAAUACUCUUAUCGAUAAUAUGGUUUUUAAUUAUUCAAAUAAUAAUAACCUGUUUCGUCUUGAAGUUAUAACCAUAUUAUUAUAUUUAGUUUAAAGAAUUUCCUAUAUAAAACAUAAUAUUCAUAAAGCUAUUUAUAGUUCAAAAUUAAAAAAUU
Messenger RNA from Aphis gossypii (cotton aphid), 1306 nucleotides. RefSeq lists its product as uncharacterized. The transcript is spliced from 8 exons. The record is from RefSeq and is a predicted model, not a curated record. NCBI's taxonomy places the organism in Eukaryota, Metazoa, Arthropoda, Insecta, Hemiptera, Aphididae. The coding region runs from base 185 to 1222 and encodes 345 amino acids.